AUGCCCACCAACCUUCACCCUGAGUUUUCCCUUUGGGGCACUGCACUGCCUGGAGUGAUGCCUCAGGCACCUCUGCCGUCGGCGGCAUCCAACCAACCAACUGCACCAGCAAAGUGGCGCUUGGAGGCUAGUGUACUCGGAUGGCAACUCUCAGGUCGUCUUCCUCGGCUCUUCGUCUUCGGCCACACCCUCCCCUACCCCCCCAAAAAGAAGCUCAAGCAAGGUCCUUGA
This is a messenger RNA of Podospora bellae-mahoneyi, 231 nucleotides long. RefSeq lists its product as uncharacterized. The transcript has 2 exons. Lineage: Eukaryota; Fungi; Ascomycota; Sordariomycetes; Sordariales; Podosporaceae. The coding region runs from base 1 to 231 and encodes 76 amino acids. The record is from RefSeq and is a predicted model, not a curated record.